AUGAUUGAAGAUAAGACUAAUUUAGUUCUACAUAACGAAAAAUUAAGGCUCCACUUCACAAUGAAAAGAGAAAUCUUCUUCACAGCUUGUGGUUUAUUCAAGUUGGACUGUACUCUAGUUCAUUCGAUGAUAGCCGCGGCUACAACAUAUCUGGUCAUAUUGAUUCAGUUUGGACAACUUUCUUCUAAUACUGAUUACAGUUCGACGUCAACUACUUCGAGUUUUUACAACGACACAACCACUCUACCAACAUUCUUCAACACUGGACCAAGUAGCAUAGUUGCGACAACAAUCUAA
Nezara viridula (southern green stink bug) is the source of this 297-nucleotide messenger RNA. Lineage: Eukaryota; Metazoa; Arthropoda; Insecta; Hemiptera; Pentatomidae. The record is from the annotation of a GenBank genome assembly.